AUGAGUAGCAAUCAGUUCGAUCCUGGCCGAUCCUACCGCCGACGAAACAGCAAAAGCAGAAGAGAUUUGCAGAGACGUUGCUGGCGUGGUGCUCAAGCCAAGUUAUGGGAAUGUACCUACGACAUAACGACGGAUUCGGGAACGAUUCUUGAGCGAAAAACUCUUGUGAAAUUGUAUAACGAUUCGGAUUCCAUUAACUUUUACAGGGAGAACAAAAACCGACUUGACGAUGUCCUCAACGCAUAUGAAAACGCUGGAAGCAACGGAAUCGGCGCAGAGAUUUACAAAACAUACAACGAUGGAGAGCCUUUUGCCAACUUGAAUUUCGCCGUGGUUCAAGAGUAUUUGAACGGCACAGACCUAGAAGACACCCUGCCUACCGACGAUGAUAUCUUUGCUGUAGCCAGGUUGCUCGCGAAGAAUCAUCUGGUGCCAUAUGAAGAAACAAACAUGAACAGAGAUUUUUGCAGCCAGCACUGGCCGUGGAAUACAGUCGCUUAUGGGGAGCACAUGAACGAUGAUUACUACGAAGAAGCGAGGGACUUUAUUCACGACCACGCGCAAGAGGAAGGAAUCGGUGACAUGGAGACCUUACAAGAGUUCUACGAAUAUGCACGAGAUCAAGCAGAAAUGGCCCCCUCUCCAGCUGUCUUUACCCAUGGCGAUCCUCACUUGGGCAAUAUUUUCAAACUCAAUGACGGAACUUACCGCCUUCUCGACUACGACAAUUCGAACAUUGGCCCGAGAAUUUGGGAUCUGCUCUAUUUCUGGAACAAGCUACCAAACGACGACAAAGAUUCAAAGUUCGACGCUUAUAUUGACGCUUACGUAACUGAGUACAACGCUGGAAAUCCCCCAGUAACUGUCACCGUUGGUGAAAUAACGAACGAGUUCAUCUGCCACCUUCCAUACAGUAUUCUUCAACUGGCUGCGUUUUAUCACACAAUCGACCUGGAGCCAUAUGACGAGUGGACACUUUAUGUAAUGGAUGCGAUUUUGAAAGAGCCGAACUUUCCGCAGUGCCAGGCUACUCCUGAACCAACUGGAGCUCGAUAUGCUGACUGCGAAUUCGAAGCGAAAUCGAAUGAUGUGGAAAUGAAAGUCAAUGGAGCUCGAGAGAUGGGCGUUGCUCUUGGUCUUCUUUUCUUGUUUAUUCUUGUGUGA
This is a messenger RNA of Oikopleura dioica, 1164 nucleotides long. NCBI's taxonomy places the organism in Eukaryota, Metazoa, Chordata, Appendicularia, Copelata, Oikopleuridae. The record is from the annotation of a GenBank genome assembly.